Saitoella complicata NRRL Y-17804 is the source of this 1998-nucleotide messenger RNA. RefSeq lists its product as uncharacterized. The record is from RefSeq and is a predicted model, not a curated record. Bases 1 to 1998 code for a protein of 665 amino acids. Lineage: Eukaryota; Fungi; Ascomycota; Saitoellomycetes; Saitoellales; Saitoellaceae. The transcript has a single exon.
AUGCGACUCCAUCCAUACCUCCUUCCCUCAUCCUCUCCAGCGCCCGGUAACGUCCUCCCUUUGGAAGUCACCAUCGACCUCUCCACCACAACCACCGUCUCCGAUCUCGCAUCCCUCAUCGAAAAAUCCCUGAUCCCCGUCACGAAUGAAUCACCCUUCGUCACACCCACCAACUCCCGCCCAAACAGCUCCCCCUCGUUAUCGCAGGAUGUGAAGGAUAUCCCAAGAUUGGGUGCUUUGUUUGGGCAUGAUAGGGAUGAGAGGGUACGGCUAAGGUGGAAUGAGGCGUUGGGAGCGUGUUUGUCGGAUGGGGAUAAGAUUGGGAUCUAUAUUGCGAAAGAAGAAACGGAGAAGGUGUCGCUUUUAUCACCGACAAUCGCGAAACACCUCGCGCGAAAUCACCUACUCCCCGAAUUGCUGUUACUGCUCGAACACGCACAAAACGUACCCGCAGACGAGCUGGAAAAGGUCUACUUCGAUGAAUACGCACCUGUCAAAGUCAACAUCCGAAGAUCCCGAACGGACCUCGGCUCAUUCUCAUCUUCAACCGAUAUCAACUCCUUCGUGCACUCAAUACGCGAAGGCCCCGUCGUCUGGGCAAUCUUCCAACUCUCCCCCUCCGAACUCGAAUCCACCACCACCUCCUCCAUCACCCCUUCGUCCUCAGAACCUGUCCUCGUGGGCGACAUUCUGAGCCGCGAAGACUACCUUGACGCCACCAUCCGCACCGCAAUCAUCCGCACAAAACUCCACACCUACUAUGACUCCUCCCUCGCCGAAGAACUCAUCGAGCUCUACGCACGGGGACGGACACGAACGGGGACGGAGAGGGAGACGAGGGUGAGGUUGUUGUCGGUGCUUGGGUUACCGUUGGAUAAAGAGGAGGCGGAUUCGUUGUUGGAGUAUGAGGAGCGGAUGCAGGAUAUUAGGAUUGCAGUUGAGAUCGCGAGUAGUGAGUCGGAGUCUACGCGGAGCUCGGCUGAGGAGGUUGAUAGACCUGGUGUUACACAUGGACACCAUCAGCGUCGUGCGACGAAGAUCUACCUCCCCCGUCGUCAACUCCCCAAACUGCAAGCACUGCUCGGUGAAACUCUGGCGGAGAGCAACCCCAUGGGAAAACGCCUCUCGUCACGCGAACGCUCCCGUCUCCGUCGCUCACAAUCGAAACUCCGCGCGGUAUUCGGGGAGACACUCAGUGAGGACCUCAUCCACCGCGCACUCGUCGAACCCGCUAUGCGGUCCCGUGGACGGAGUGGAUCGCCUUCAUACCGUGUGCCUCUCGACUCACACUCUGAAGACAGUGAAGAGGGAAUCACCGAUGAUGAGGCGGAUGAGGAUGAGUUGGCGGAGGAGAGGGCGGAGCGAUUGGGGAGGAUGAGGAGGGCGAAGAAGAUGAAUGAUUUCUUUGGGGUGGGUGAUGGGGGUGCGGGGGUACGGGUUCGUAGUUCGAGUAUGCCGCCCGUGAUGGGGUAUCCUGGGCGUGUGACUCUAUCACCGCACCCCGGUGUCAGUGGAGGACGACACGUUGCCCGAGGAGCAGGAAGUGUAAGGUUGAUCGGCGUGCACUAUAAAGCUGAAUCCCGCGAAGCCCUCAUCCCCCGCUCCUCAACCUCAACCCAAGACUCCUCUAUCAACAACUCCAAUUCCUCCGCUAACGAAGCCCCCCGCCUGUCCGGGAUGAACUUCACCGACGCCGGCCGUCUCCUUGAUUCAUCCCGUGAUGGACCGAGUAUGGGAGAUGAAGAGCGAAGGGCGAAGAAACUGGAGAGGAUAUUUGGGAAGGCGCCGUAUGGGGCGAGUGGGAGUAGCGGGACACCGCCGAGGGUUGUUAGAGCGAGGGAUAGUUUGGGGUUGGAGGUUGAGGGGGAGAGUGGGAGUACGAGGAAUAGUGUGCAUGAGAGUAUUGAGGAGGAGGAGGAGGAGGAGCACGAGGAGGGUGUUCAGAAGCGGAGUACCGGGAUCAGGGGUUUGGGAUUGGUGAUACCGACGAAUGUAUGA